AUGUUUUCAAAAACUGAUGAAAGUGAGGAAAAACACAAGCUGGUCAGGUGUAAAGUAAAUCCGUCUGACUUGGCAUCGAUUUCACCUUUAGUUUUGGGUGGUGCAGUGUUGAACCAACAGUACACCGAUGACCCAGAAUCCAUCCCUUUGGAAGACAUGAUCAAAUACGCCUUCACACACGGCAUAAACGCAAUUGACACUUCCCCUUAUUAUGGGCCUAGUGAGAUCCUUUAUGGCAAAGCACUAAAUAACCUGAAGGAUGACUUCCCCCGGAACACUUACUUCAUAUGCACAAAAGUAGGCCGCAUUGCUGAGAAUGAUUUCGAUUAUUCCAGCGAAUUCGUCAAACUCAGUGUACACAGAUCAUGCAAAAGACUGAACACUACCUUUCUCGAUCUGGUUUACCUGCAUGAUGUGGAAUUUGUCGCGUUUUCACAAAUCUUGGAAGCACUCAAGGAAUUAAGGAUCUUGAAAAAUGAGGGCGUUAUAAAAAAUUUUGGCCUAUCAGGGUACCCAAUCGACUUCGUCACUUGGGUAGCUGAGCAUUGUUCUGCGGAGGACAACGAUAUCGGUUCAUUGGAUGCCGUACUAUCGUACUGUAACCUGAAUUUGCAGAACAACCAAUUACUAAAGUUCCGCGAAAGACUACUACAGGAUGCCAACUUGAAAAUGGUUUGCAACGCAUCUAUCUUGAGCAUGUCACUGCUAAGAUCACAGGAAACAAGGGAGUUCCAUCCCUGUUCGCAAGAACUGAGAGAAUGCGCAUCCAAGGCGGCUAAAUAUUGCCAAGAGCAAAAUAUCGACCUAGCCGACUUGGCGACAAGAUACGCAAUUGCAGAAUGGGUGGGCAAGGGACCCGUUGUUCUUGGAGUCAGCAGCAUGGGCGAAUUAAAGCACGCCUUGGACAACUACGAAAACGUAAAGUCCAAUGGCAACAAAUUGUCUCCCAAAGACCAAAGGCUAGCAAGUUUUAUUCAGAACAAUAUUUUCAAAGAACACUUCAAUGAAGCCUGGCCGUCCGGCAUUCCUCAUCCGGAAAUGAAGAAAGCCUCUUAA
Molecule: messenger RNA, 1056 nt
Organism: Saccharomyces eubayanus
Lineage: Eukaryota; Fungi; Ascomycota; Saccharomycetes; Saccharomycetales; Saccharomycetaceae
Gene: ARA2
Product: D-arabinose 1-dehydrogenase (NAD(P)(+)) ARA2
Exons: 1
Coding region: 1-1056 (351 amino acids)
Biological process (GO): dehydro-D-arabinono-1,4-lactone biosynthetic process
Cellular component (GO): cytosol
Molecular function (GO): D-arabinose 1-dehydrogenase [NAD(P)+] activity
Source: RefSeq, a predicted model, not a curated record